Molecule: messenger RNA, 1688 nt
Organism: Drosophila miranda
Lineage: Eukaryota; Metazoa; Arthropoda; Insecta; Diptera; Drosophilidae
Exons: 5
Coding region: 1-975 (324 amino acids)
Biological process (GO): mitochondrial L-ornithine transmembrane transport
Molecular function (GO): L-ornithine transmembrane transporter activity
Source: RefSeq, a predicted model, not a curated record
AUGUCAGACAAGAAGAGCACAAGACCGGAAGAGAAACCACAGCGCGAAUCAUUGUACGUGGGCAGGGGGUCAAGGCAAAUCGCAACCACGCUGACACGGCCACGAGUUGGCUCCAGCCGAGUGGGCAGCUCCGUGCUGAUAGGGGCCCCCGAUGAACUGCUCGAGGCAUACGAGCAGGCGGUGCUGGAGGCCGAGGCCGAGGCCGAAGCCGAGGAGGAGAGCCAGCAGAGAGAGAACGAGCGUCGUGAAUCGCAGCGACGCGGCCGCGUCCGGAAGCUCAGUCCACUCUCGACGCUCGAAGCCGUGCGUGACGGCCUCUUAUUCAUAUUCGGCAAAUUCCUAAGACUCGUACGGCGCCUCGACAUGCAUGGAGGCGGAACCGGGAACAACAUCAACUUUGUGGAGGGGCUCAUCGACUUCCUGGCGGGCUCUUUGGGCGGGGCCGCACAGGUGUACGUCUCGCAGCCGCUGGACACUGUCAAGGUGAAGCUGCAGACCUUCCCGGAGGCCUACAAAGGAAUGUUCGACUGUUUCGUGAGCACGUAUCGAAAGGAUGGUAUAUUCCGGGGCCUCUAUGCGGGCUCCCUGCCCGCCGUGGUGGCCAAUGUGGCCGAGAAUUCGGUGCUCUUUGCCGCCUACGGAGGAUGCCAGAAGUUUGUCGCAUUCAUGGUCAAUAAGGAGACAACCAGCCAGCUGACGACCACCCAAAAUGCCUGUGCCGGCUCCCUGGCCGCCUGCUUCUCCACGCUCACCCUCUGCCCCACGGAGCUGAUCAAAUGCAAGCUCCAGGCCCUGCGCGAAAUGAAGCACUUCAUUGAGCCCAGUCAUCCUCAGGAUAUGCGUACGCCCUGGUCCCUCACGCGGUACAUCUGGCGCACGGAAGCAUUAUCGCAUCGCAAUGUGAUGUCCGAUAUGGACAACAAACCCGACACGACACUCCCCUCCACAUGGCUCGACGUGACCGCGAAGGAAUGAGAGAGUAAGCUACGGAACAGCUAUAAUCCCGAUGCAUCCCAAGCAGAUUAUAGAUGUAUUAUAGAGAAUAAAUAUUAAGGAUUAUAUUAGAGGGGAAAAGUGAGAGGACAUCGAAGGUCUAACGAACGAACGAGAACGAGAGAGUAAGCCAAACGAGAACGAGUGAGCAAGCCGAACGAGUGAGCAAGCCGAACGAGAGAAGCAAGUGAACCGGGGUACCCACCGAUAACCACAUCAACAGCGACAGUCCCAUGAGCGCCCAUGUGGACGCCGAGGCCCAGCGCUUUGGGGCUGGCAGCGCCGGCGGAGGAGUGGGCGGGCCUAAUGGCGGCGGCGGCGGCGGCGGCGGUGGUGGUAGCAGUGGAGGAUCGUCAAGUGCUGCCAAUGGAACGGGCUUUGGGGGGCCAUGGACAACCUGGAGAACGAGCUGAAGAUGAUGAAGAACUUGGGCAGCUUCCCCAUGCAAAUACCGCCGCUUCCGAUGUUCCAGGGAGCCUGCAACAUCUCGCCCAGCGCCUCGACCCCAACCAAUCUGCAGAGCAACCAGAACCAGAACGAUGUGGACGUGGAUGCGGGCAGCACACCUCGACCGCAGCAUCCCAACUCCGAUGGCUUCUCUUCGUCGCACCGUCUCUUCGUCGCGACGGAAUGCGUCGAGCGUGGGCAGCACAUAUCCGGAGCACGAGCUCAUCUCGCCGGCCUCCUCCCCGAGC